Messenger RNA from Acanthosepion pharaonis, 477 nucleotides. The record is from the annotation of a GenBank genome assembly. Lineage: Eukaryota; Metazoa; Mollusca; Cephalopoda; Sepiida; Sepiidae.
AUGCACGGUGAUAUAAAAAGAAAUAGCACAACGCUGCACAAUGCUUUGUUGAAAAAGAAACAGGAGUUGUUGGGAGCUGAAGGCAAUUCAUAUGAAAUUUACCUGGCCCCUGUUUCUCCAAAAUCAAAAGGUUCCACCAACAAACAAAUCAUUGUCAAUAUAAUGUCACUUGAUGAUGGUCGACAGACAUUAGUUCAGGCAGCUCAGCAUUUAUGUAAACAGGUACUGCAAAGACAAACCAAAGUUGAAGAUAUAGAUUAUAGUCUUAUAGAUAAAUUUUAUCAAGCCAAAUAUGGCUGUCCAGAUCCUGAUCUUAUUGUUAAAUUUGGUAAAAUAGACUCAUUAUUAGGUUUCUCCCCUUGGCAAUCACAGUUUUCUGAAAUUUUGUCUUUACCUACUCAUGUGGAUUUAGAUUACAAAUGCUAUCUUGGUUUGUUAGUGCGUUAUGCAAAUUCACAACAGCGAUGUGGCAAGUGA